CUAGGGAUGAGAAAAACCUAAUCCUUCUACAUCGCCAUGUCGCGGGCAGCCGGCGAGGGCGAAGAACCACCAGGUGUCAGUGCCGUGGCUCCCGUUGAUCAGGAGGAGCGUCUAGAGCUUCUGGAGAAGAGUCAGGAGGAGCUGCAGCGCCUGGUCCGGGGAUUGCAGCAAGAGCUGCGGGAGUUGCGGCAAGAAAGGAGUGCCAACUUGCCGAAUGCAGUGCCAGACACCCAGGAGAGCUUGCCAGAGGAGGCCUUUCCUUUGGCCAAUGCCCAUAUCUUAGAGGUGCCAGUCAGCAACGCAGACAUGCAGAGCCCCAAGACGACGGUUACGAGUCAGAGAGGAAAGACGGUGAAUUACGACCAGGUGGACUCCAAGGCCUCCGAGGACUAUUUCUUCCAAUCAAGCACCUGGGAUUUGGCCCUCUUUGUGGGGACUGAUGUGGUGGGCACCUUCGGGAGUCUCCACACCAUGGUCUUGGUCCUGUCCACCUUCAUGAUCCAACUGGUCUUCGUGGGCGUCGUGGCGUUAAACUUCAGCCAACCUCGAGUUGACCAUUUUUCCAUCCAAGAUGCGAAACGCUGGCGCUUGGCCACGGGGCACAUGGAGACUUUCUGGGAUCCUUUGACCAAAGCCUCCUUGGCCUCGCGGGUCUGCAACAACGACCAGGCGCUCCAUGUUGCCAACGGGCAGGCGUCCUUGUUUCAGACGGUGAACACCUACUUGGGUGAGGCUGGAGCACCCUUCCUCUUCCGAGGGCCUGUGCUGGGCAUGGUAGCCUUGACCCUGUGGUUCCUCAUGGUCUCUGACGAUGUGACCACCACCUUAGAUCUAGGCCGCGUUCUCAUGACCAUCCCCACCGGGCCCACCUGUUUGGUCUUAGACACUGAUGACGAGGACGAUCCCAAGUAUGUCCUCAGCCACUUAUCCUUCUCCCGCAAGCUGUGGGGCACCCUGAUCACAGUGGUCCGCCUCGCGGUGGCCUGCGUCUUGUUGUGCUUCGGGUCUCUUUAUGUGGUGCAAACCAUCUACUUGCCUGACCUGGUGCUGAACUGCAUUGCCUUGGAGAUCGUCCUGAAUGUGGACGACCUCCUGUUUACCGCGUUAGCUUCGACGCCCUCGAGGUUCCUGAUGAACACCUUGCAGCCCAUCAAGCUGCCCAACAUGCCGCGGCGGAAGGGCUUGGAUGUGAAGGCUUUUUGUAUGUUGCUGGCGGUUCCAGUGGCCUUGCUCUUGGUAAACCAGCUCGUGAUGCGGCCGAUGCUUUAUGACAUUCAGGCGGUGCACACGGAGUUGUGUGGCGGCUUUCAAGACUUCGUUUGGUUGGAAGACGCCAGGCGGAUGGCUGUGAUGGCUGAGACGAAGCCAUACCGGAUGGAAGGAGACGACAUCUCAAAAGCUGUAGCGGACAAUCCCCUGGCUGUGGCCGUGGACGAUGUGACAGACAACUAUAGGUCUGGGUCCACAAAGGGCAUUUGGAAGACCAACCAUCGGACCUUGUAUCUCUGGGGCGAACAGAACUUUGCGACUGCUUUGGACUCGUUCAAGCCCACUUGCGAGGAUACGGAUUCCACGCGACCCGAGUGGUACUACAUGAAGGAGGUGGCUGGGGAUCAGUUUGACAGCUGUGAGACGGUGAAGCCUUUUUGCAGCUCGGUGACCCUGGAGUCGACCUGGGCUCCUGAUCAAGGACGCGGCAUUUUGGCCAGGAUGCUCUGCCCCAUGACUUGUCUCUGCUGGAGCGAAAUUUCUCCAAGGCUCAUCCAAACAGGCUGUCCGAGCUCAUGUACACAGACCUUGGCCGAUGGUUUUGGCUUCACGGUACAGCAUCGGAACGAGGAGUUCGAGAACGCCCCCUGUAAAGACCUCACUGUGCCGCAGCUCCGGGCCACCCCAGCCUUCACCGCAUGGAUUGCCCAGCUUCGGAGCUAUGCCAAUGCGACCAGUGAUGACAAGAUGGCCACCAUCGCCAACUUGAUGUGGGAGGAUGGCUGCAACAUCGACGGUAACUACACCACCUUUGCAUGCUACUACUCCAACCCUGGCUUGGCAUCUGGAGCGCGGCCUUUUGGUGGCUUCUCCUUCUUCUGUUCCGAGACGUGCUGCGACUCGAACAACCCUGGGCCGGACACCGAUACCAGCUUCCAACAGAUGACCUGCCCCUUCGAGUGCUUUGCCAAGCCCUCUGGGGGGUCGAGUGGCCCUCAACCCUCAGAUGGAGCCCCUCCAGAUGGCUCAUCCAAUGAGCCCAGCGGGGGUGAAAAUGGGACACAGUCUGGAUCUGGAACUGGCGGCUCUGGCGGCACCGACUCUGGCGGCUCUGGCAGCUCUGGCGGCACCGACUCUGGCGGCUCUAACGGCACUGACUCUGGCGGCUCUGGCGGCUCUGGCGGCACUGACUCUGGCGGCUCUGGCGGCUCUAACGGCACUGACUCUGGCGGCUCUGGCGGCACUGACUCUGGCGGCUCUGGCGGCUCUGGCGGCACUGACUCUGGCGGCUCUGGUGGCUCUGGCCCUCCACCGUGAGCCUCGAGCAGACCUCGAUCCAGUCGCCGGAACCCAGCCAACCCCCAGUCGGCGUUUUCCGACGUGACCAGGGGGCAGCCUGCAGUUUUUAGGCGGCGUUUGCUGGCUCGAUGUUUGCAACGAUGUUGUUGGAGUGAAGGUGGACCAGUUCUUCAAGGCAUUUCAGAAAAGACCACAAGCAAAGAGGUGGGAACAA
This is a messenger RNA of Durusdinium trenchii, 2722 nucleotides long. NCBI's taxonomy places the organism in Eukaryota, Dinophyceae, Suessiales, Symbiodiniaceae. The record is from the annotation of a GenBank genome assembly.